Molecule: messenger RNA, 486 nt
Organism: Protopolystoma xenopodis
Lineage: Eukaryota; Metazoa; Platyhelminthes; Monogenea; Polystomatidea; Polystomatidae
Source: the annotation of a GenBank genome assembly
GAUGGCGAGCUUGACAAGCUCAACUCCUUGCCUUCGAAAUGCCUUGGAAGGGUUGGUUACGGCACUCUCGCUCCCGAUGAUUUGAGGUCAACUCUUAAUAGUUGCGGAAAUACCAUCAGUGGUCUUAAGACGGGAAGUGUACUUCAACAGCUGUCGGAUUUACUGAACAGAAAUCUGAAACUAGAUGCGUCAUCAGAGUUUAAAGUCAACUCUCCCACAAUUCCUAUUAAUGAUUUAAGAGGAGAUGAGGCAUCUUCAUAUCCUCGAGAGGAGAGGUUGCUGAGGUGCAAACUGGCCGCAUUAUUCCGCUUAAUCGACAUACAUGGAUGGACUCAUACGAUAUAUAAUCAUAUUUCGGCGCGUUCAACCACUGGCGUGAGCCACUUUCUCAUUAACCCAUUUGGUCUCCUGUAUCAUGAAAUUCAAGCCUCAAGCCUCGUCAAAAUUGAUGAAACAGGUACACUUGGAAUCUUAUUUAAUUUUUAG